Bacillus rossius redtenbacheri is the source of this 5455-nucleotide messenger RNA. RefSeq names its product N-sulphoglucosamine sulphohydrolase (gene Sgsh). The record is from RefSeq and is a predicted model, not a curated record. The transcript has 9 exons. Gene Ontology annotation, molecular function: N-acetylglucosamine-6-sulfatase activity; N-sulfoglucosamine sulfohydrolase activity; arylsulfatase activity. The coding region runs from base 264 to 1739 and encodes 491 amino acids. Gene Ontology annotation, biological process: heparan sulfate proteoglycan catabolic process; glycosaminoglycan catabolic process. NCBI's taxonomy places the organism in Eukaryota, Metazoa, Arthropoda, Insecta, Phasmatodea, Bacillidae.
UAUCCAUUACGGUGUUGAUAAAUAGUUCUAUUAUAUUUAUCAUAUAAUGCAAACAGACAGUAGUUAAUUAUUAUAGUUUGCUCCAAUAAAACAAGCAUAGCAAAUAUCUUUUUUCAUACGUCUAAAAGAUUGUGGUGGAUUUCUAGGUCGUUGGUGGUGGCAGUUUUUUUUUUUAAAUGCGUGGCAACUGGCAAUUCUGUAGCGGGGUUGUACCUGCGUGAACCCGGGGGGAAAAAACGUAAAGUUGAGAAGCUGUGAUUGCAAUGGGGUGUCUUGGGACUCUUGUGUCGUUAUGUGUAAUGUGGGGACUUGUACUAAUUCAUGUCCAUGGUAAAUCGCAAAACAAGACUCGAAAUUUACUGCUCAUUAUUGCGGACGACGCCGGGUUCGAGAUGGGCACCUACCGGAACAAGGUCUGCCAGACGCCGAACCUCGACGCGCUCGCCAAGAGGAGCCUCAUCUUCAACAACGCCCACACCUCCGUCAGCAGCUGUUCCCCGAGUCGGUCGGCCAUCCUGACGGGCCAGCCCGCGCACCAGAACGGCAUGUACGGCCUGCACCAAGGCGUGCACCACUUUGACUCCUUGGACGGCGUGCGGAGCCUGCCCGCGGUGCUGGCGCGACACGGCGUCCGGACAGGAAUCAUCGGCAAGAAGCACGUCGGUCCGAGCAGCGUCUACCCCUUCGACUUCGCGGAGACUGAAGAGAACAACUCGAUCCUGCAGGUCGGCAGGAACAUAACCAGGAUCAAGCUGCUGGUGCGAGAGUUCCUGGCCCGGAACAAGUCGCGGCGUGGGGCUGGUGCUGAAGGAGCUGAGGGACGCCGGCUACGAGGACAGCACGCUGGUCAUGUACUCGUCCGACAACGGCAUCCCCUUCGCCGGCGGGCGCACCAACCUCUACGACCCGGGCAUGGCGGUCCCGCUGCUGGUGUCGUCUCCCGAGCGCGACGGGCGCCGCGGGGAGGUGACCUACGCCAUGACCAGCCUGCUGGACGUGACGCCCACCGCGCUGGACUGGUUCGGGGUGCCCGCGCCCGCCCGCCCGCCGCUCACCGGCCGCUCCCUGCUGCCGCUGCUCCGCCGGGAGCCGCCGCCCGGGGACGCGCGGGCCGUGUUCGCCAGCCACAGCCACCACGAGGUCACCAUGUACUACCCCAUGCGGGCGGUGCGCACCAAGCUGUGGAAGCUCGUGCACAACCUCAACUACCUGAUGCCCUUCCCCGUGGACCAGGACCUGUACGUGUCCGCCGCCUUCCAGGACCUGCUGAACGGCACGCGGGCCGGCCGGCCGCUGGGCUGGUACAAGACGCUGCGGGACUACUACCACCGCCCCGAGUGGGAGCUCUACCACCUGAAGAGCGACGGGGACGAGCUGCGGAACCUGGCCGGAUCCCCGGACCACCAGGCCGUGCUGUCCCAACUGAAGGCACAGCUUCACGGCUGGCAGCAGGCGACGGCGGACCCGUGGCUCUGUGCGCCGGGGGGCGUGCUGGAGUCCACCGGGGCCUACGCGAAGCACCCCCAGUGCCUGCCCCUCGACAACCUGUGAGGCCGGCCGCCCCCUGCCGAGCACUGACCAGAUCCCCUGGUUUCGUUUUCGUGCCGACUUCGUUUUUGAAACAGGAAAAAAUUUGUGUCACUCUUUCAUUUUUUUCAUCAACUGUAUUUAUUCAUGAAUACAACGCUUACCUACUUGUCCAGUUGAUACUCACUCGACCUUUUUUGACCGAUACGUAAUGCGCAAGCAUCGUCAAAACUACCAGGAACAAUACAAAUACGUCAGUAGGGCCCAGAAAAAUUAGCAUCUUGCUACGGAUGCUGUUUAUUUCUGAUUUCCAACAUAUUUUUAGCUAAUUUUUCUUAAUAUGUGUUUUCUGGAAAGUAACUUUUGUUUUAAGAAGUUCUUUCAAAGUUUAAAAUAAUUCACAGGUUAACCCUGGAUUUUUUUUACACUUUAACACUUUAGCGCUCUCGGCAUACAGCAUUUGGUAGGAGUCAUUUCGUGAGUGGAACGCACGUCGACUGGAACACAAAUAUGUAAGCACAGUGCUGCCAUCUGUGGAAAACUCGGAAAUCUCAAAAAUAUGGCAGACAAGCGUGAUUCAUCCGCAUUUAUUGAUUUUGUGAACAUUGCAGAAUUUACGCUGCACAUAGGAGUUAAAAAAAAUAAAACUUUAUUAUAUUACAACUAUAUAAUUCGUAGCCAUAAAAAGAAAUAAUACCAAAUUAAAAAUAUCAUGAGAAUCAUGUUGUUACAACCCAUAGUUAACAUUGAAAUGUAGAGAUACAACAGCUUUUGUCAUACUUUAGAGACGCAAAAAAUUGUUAGCCUACGUAGUAUAUUCGACGCCAUGAAAAAUAAAAUAUUUUUGUGAUGAAAUUUUUACAGUUAAAUCCUUAAUGGUGAAUAAGGUUUGUUUGUAGUGAUUUCUGUAAUUUAAGCAAAAGCAAUUAUACAUAUAUUAUAUGUGUUAUAUGUUUUAAAAUGUUUCAUGUUAAUUUUAUCUAUUGGAAUGCAAGUUUUAGUUCGAAAAAUACUUAAAAGAAAGUGCCGCAUUUGUACCAAAAAAAUGUUAAAUAUCUUUGGCGUCGACACAGUUUUCCUGGCUAAUAAAUUAUGGGUUUUUUUUAAAGUUACAAUUUUAUCGUUUGACUAUUCAAUUUUGCAAAUUGUAUUCCAGGGUAGUUUAACCACCAUAAAAUUUACUUUGGCACACCAAUACACUUGGUACAUCUCGAAUGUUCCCGAAAGUUAAUGUAUACGGGUGCGUGUUGUAACACUUGGGUCCGCCAUCUUGAUUAUUUCGGCUCGUGGCCGUAGCAGUUUCUGCCUGCAUUGGAUUUUCAAUCUUUUAAAAUUUCCAUUGUGUAUAAUGCAUGCCUAUUUCAUUGCAUUACUGGUGCAUAGUAAACUUUUUUGUACAUGCAUCAUGGUCAAGCAUUAUUUUUUUAACAAUUCUACAUUAAAUCUGAUGUGCAAGUUUCGCAUUAUAAGUUAUUUGCAACAUGAGAACUCGUGAAUUUGCUCUUUACUAAUUCACAUCGCCAGUGAGCAUUAAAGUGCUUCAUUUUUUUUUUUUUUUAAAUUUAAGUUUCUGAAGCCUUUUUUUGUAACUGAAAUAUGAGCUGAACAAUUUUUAUUUUAGUAUGUUAACGUCAAAUGACAUUUUGUGCAGCUUUCCUGCAGAAUCGACCAAUCAAAAUGUUGGUUUUAUCCGGGAUGAAACUCCUACGGUGAAGAAAGGGUAAAAUGGAAGGACUUUAAUUAGAACAUUUGGAAUGUAAUGAAAAUACUUUAUUUGGCUACGGUAACUUACAACCAGACAACACUCAGCUAGCUACAUCUGUUACAUACGGAUAUUUCUCCAGAAAAUCUGGAGACCCCGAGGGUUUGGCAUAGAAAAAUACUGUAUUUUUAAUAUAUUUUAAUGUAACCUCACCCAAGUUAAAACAGCAUCAACUUUUUCACUCUUUGAGUAUUACAAUUUACUCACUAGUUUAACAUUCCAGUUCACAGAAAGCAAACAGUCAUUUUGAAUCUCAAAAAAGCUUUGUUACAAAACAACGUCAUCUAGUACAGGGUUUCCCACAGACAGGAAAACUGAGGGAGCAGAAUAGGUUUUUUCAAAACAUGGGGAAAACAAUAGGAAAAUUUACAAAAUGUUCAUUACCAAACUGGAUUAGUAAUGUUUUAAUACUAGUUGAGUUUCUUUGAUAUCUUAAAACCAGUCUGUUAUUUUGAUUACAAACUCGUCUGUUAUCCUUAAUCAAAUGUCAAGAACCACAAAUGACUCAACAGUGUGAUGGUUUUGAAGCGUGAUUCAACUGGUCACAAUGAUGUCAUGUUUCAAAGUUGAUCAGGUAUAGUGGUUUUAUAUUACAGACAGGUACCAUUGGUGGAAAAGAUAAAAAGUGCAGACUGUGAAUUUUGCUGGAAAAAAUAUUUUAUAUGAAUUUUAAAUGUUAGGUGUGGUUGAAACAUGUUAACGUAAGUAUUUUUUGUUUACCACAUUAACCUGCGUACGGGUGGCACAUUUUAUGCGAGAUUUUAGUUUUUUAAAAAAUUUAGUGUGUCUCUUAUUACGCGGAGGCCACACAGAGAGCUAGGCUAUGUUCGCUGCACGAGGAGGCCAGACAGAUCAGUCUAGUUCGCAAUAUCGGAGACACAUGCCUCGGAAUUCAAGCAAUGAUUCCGAAAAUUAUGAUUUUGCGCUGGUUCUCACACAAUGUAAACACAAAAAGGAAAUGGGAUCACAAAGUUUAUUCUAAAAAGAAAAUAAUUUGAAGAGUUUCAUAACCUGAUGAAGCAGUUAGUUGCAUUUUGAGGACGAAGCCUAAUUUAUGGAUUAUUUCAGAAUAAAUACAACUCGAAGUUUGAAAGCAUUUCCAUUAAAUCAGAUCCCUGGCAUUUUCCCGCAUAUCCUGCCUUCUAUAUUCUUCUUUCGUCAAUUUAUUCCAUAAAACGUGGAUAUUUUUUUUUUUUACUUCUUCAAUGAACAUUUCUGUUGACAUGACUCACUUGAAGCAAAAUACUGCGAGAAACAUAACUUCAUAUAAAGCAAAACGCUGAAGACGUGCCAUAAUUCCACGCGAAAAACAGAUGUUUGGUUCUUUUAUUAUCUGCGCGCGCGCAAAGUCAGCGACGUUUAUAAAAACAGCCGGGAAACCAAACACCCGGCGACGUCGCCAGGAUCGCCAACACAGCAAACACGGCUCUGUGUUGCCGGUGACACCAGAGACGCAGCUGGCUAUAUUUUACUCGUGUAGUGAACAUAGCUAACUGUGUGGCAGGGGCUUAACACUUUGGAUAAAAAAAAAUAUUUAUAAUCGCAGUGUGUUGAGUAUGUGUGUAAAUAACUCUUCUAUGUUGGUUUUUAAUAUGCAUAUAUAUGUACCGAGUGAUUAAAAAUAGUUUAGUUGAAACAUCUGAGCGGUGCAUGGAAGGCACCGCCGUGCUACAUUUGCCCGCCUGGUGGCGCCAGCGAGAGACGUGACUCGCUGGGCUGGCAUUCGGCUGGAGGUGAGGGAAACAUAUAAAAACUAAACCAGCCGGAGUGUUUGUGUGUGCUCGUGGCCUUGUGGUGGUGUUGACGGUUCUGACCCCCCCUCCCCCUCGCUGAAAAUGUGUCUGCGAACUGGCGCUGUAAGAAAUCUCCCAAGUGUGUCCACGCAACGGUGAACCAACAUUGUUUUUUUUUUUUUUUUUUUUUUGCGUGAGAUUUCUCCCAGCUUUCCAAUGCAACGUUCCAAGACAAAAACUGCAGCUAUCGCCUGUGCUUUGAAAGAAACUGACAAAAAAAAAGGGUCCACCUGCUGCCUUUUUUUCUUUUCUAUUUGGAUGGAGCACUGGUUAAAAAAAACAAUAGCUGGGAAAGGAUCCACACACAUGGUGGGGAUAUUUUAUGUGUGGGAAGGGAAAGCGGUAGCAGUGGAGAGAGAAGUGAGCGCAAGAA